GUUCGCACUGCAAUACAGCAACCAGGUUUUAUAAGGGUGAAAAGGGGUUAUAAGCCUCUUAAAGUCGAAAACUUAGUCCACAACAUUGCACCUCACGAUGAUCCUACAGAUCCCUUCUUUGGACUACAGUGGUAUCUUAAAAAUACUGGUCAAAAUGGGGGUAAACCAAAAUUAGACUUAAAUGUUGAAGCAGCUUGGGCACAAGGAGUUACUGGAAAAAAUGUCACCACAGCCAUUAUGGACGAUGGGGUCGACUAUAUGCAUCCCGAUUUGAGAUUUAAUUAC
Agrilus planipennis (emerald ash borer) is the source of this 285-nucleotide messenger RNA. RefSeq names its product neuroendocrine convertase 2-like. Gene Ontology annotation, cellular component: Golgi membrane; trans-Golgi network. The record is from RefSeq and is a predicted model, not a curated record. Gene Ontology annotation, molecular function: serine-type endopeptidase activity. Lineage: Eukaryota; Metazoa; Arthropoda; Insecta; Coleoptera; Buprestidae. Gene Ontology annotation, biological process: protein processing. The annotation marks the transcript as partial. The transcript has 2 exons.